CCUCUCGGUUUAAUGUUUACUCUCAGGUGCAUCAUGGGACCUUUGAUCCAAGAUGUCCGCUUCCAAACCAUCCUCGUGCUUCUCACCUGCCUGCCCGUUCCAAAUAACGCCGCCUUCAACCUUGUCGUCCCUUCGGAGCCUGUGAUUGGUUUCGAGGGCGAUGACAUCAUCCUUCCCUGUCGCCUGUCUCCCCAGAACAGCGCAGCUCACAUGAGCGUCACGUGGUUCAGGGAGGGGCAGUUUACUUCCCCCCUGUAUGGGUUUGACAACGGGAAGGAGAAUGUGAGACAGGACUACACGGGCAGAGUGAACAUGUCCACACAGGGGUUGGAGAGGGGCGACGUGUCUCUGGGGGCUGAAGGGAGUGCUGCUGGCUGGAAAGGAAGUGUCCCUAGGAUCUCCAUGGCAACACGCAACGAAACCUUCAUUCAGUUGAGCUGCAGCUCUGAAUUCUGGUACCCUGAACCUCACAUGCUGUGGCUGGACCACCGUGGACAGGAAGUGACAUCAGCGCAGACGGAGGAAGCGAGACAGUCACGUGACCUGUUCUCCAUCAGCAGUCGAGUCAAACUGGGGAAGGAGCGACUCCAGGGCAUCUCGUGUGUGGCGAUGUCACAUGACAGGAAGUACAGGCUGGAGUCUGCUAUGAAGGUGACGGAGGGGUUUUACCUCGGUAGCGUGGUGGACCGCGGCUACAUCUCCGCCGGUCUGAUUCCCUUCUUCCUGACCCUGGUGUCGAUCUCUGCGUCCGCUGUCUACACCCUCGUUCAGAGACGACAUGUUAAGAAAAGACUAAUGAGUUUGGGCGAAAGACAAGCGGAGGUAAACGAAGCCAAAGAAGAGGGAGCUUCUUAUAUUAACAGUAUAAAGAAAAAUGAAGAGUUGUUUGAAAUCACUGGCAAAAUCCCUGACUCUGUUUGGAACUUAAUGGUGGAGUGUGCAGAGGAGGUGACCUUUGACCCUGAUACAGCACAUAACUGCCUGCACAUAUUAGAAGACCACACAUCUGUCAAGUGUGGACAGGUCGGUACAGGACAGAGUACAAACAAAAGGUUUGGAAAGGUUCAGUGUGUCUUGGGAAAGACAGGGUACACUUCAGGGAGACAUUACUGGGAGGUUGGUCUGGGGAACAACACACAGUGGAGUGUAGGAGUCGCCCAAGACCCUGAGAACAGGGGGUCGGAUAACUCCAUCCGCCCAGACAACGGCUACUGGAGUAUCUGUUUGGAGGACGGAACGCUGCGGACUGUUGAGGAAUCACUUACUGUUCUGCCUUCAGAACUGAAGCCUGCUACUCUGGGAGUGUUUCUGGACAUUGACAAACAGAGAGUCGCUUUCUUCAACGUGGAGAAGAGGUGUCACAUCCACUCCUUCUCUUUCUCUGAGAGAUCUACCAAGGAACUGUUUCCUUUCUUUGGACCUUUAACUGGGUGUAAAGAGGAACUCAGAAUUAUCCCUCCCCCCUCAAGUUUAGAGUGAACGAUGAGAUAUUACUGAGUAGACAGGUCUCAAAAAAAUCAAAUGUAUUGUACAUAAAGACUUUUAUGCAAUGCCAAUUGUCAAGCACAGGUACACAAGUACAGUUUCAAGUUCGGUAUGAUAGCACCACAGUAGUGUUCCUACAGUGACUUAAGUCUAUGCCAAACACAAUUUGUUUCAAGACCAGAUUAAUCAAAUUACAAUACAU
Osmerus eperlanus (European smelt) is the source of this 1687-nucleotide messenger RNA. Its product is annotated as butyrophilin subfamily 2 member A1-like. Gene Ontology annotation, cellular component: external side of plasma membrane. Gene Ontology annotation, biological process: T cell receptor signaling pathway; regulation of cytokine production. Bases 13 to 1479 code for a protein of 488 amino acids. The record is from RefSeq and is a predicted model, not a curated record. NCBI's taxonomy places the organism in Eukaryota, Metazoa, Chordata, Actinopteri, Osmeriformes, Osmeridae. The transcript is spliced from 10 exons. Gene Ontology annotation, molecular function: signaling receptor binding.